AUGGCGAGUAUCUCUGACUUGGAGAAGGGCCGUAAGAACAUUACGCAUGAACUGCCUUCAAACCUCGGCCCCCCCAAGAGCCCUUCAAGGAAAUGGCUAAAGAGCGAAGACAGCGACAGAGCCUUUGUGAUCAUCCGUAGGCCUAAGCCGAAUCAAGAGAACUUUCCAGGUAUUCCCUGGGACUCCCUUCCAGAUGAGCUGCUCCUUCGGAUCUUUUCCUACCUGUGCCUCCCUGCGCUAGUCCGUGCCUCCAGAGUCUGUAAAAAAUGGUACCACCUCUCGCAAGACGGGACUCUCUGGCAAACCCUUGACCUUGCAGGUGUAAAACUGCACCCGGAUGUGACUGUCCGUUUGCUUUCUCGAGGGGUGAUUGCCUUCCGCUGCCCACGAUCGGUUAUGGAACAACCACUGAGUGAAAGGCUCAGGUCUUUUCCUGUAAAGCACAUGGACCUGUCGAAUUCAGUUAUAAAUGUGGCAAGCCUCCAUGGAAUUCUGUCUGAGUGCUCCAAGUUACAGAAUCUAAGCCUGGAAGGCCUGCAGCUUUCGGAUCCCAUUGUCAAUGCUCUUGCCCAGAAUGAAAACUUGGUGCGACUAAACCUUUGUGGGUGCUCUGGAUUUUCUGAGUCUGCUGUGGUGAAUCUGCUAAGCAGCUGUUGCAUACUGGAUGAACUGAAUCUCUCCUGGUGCUUUGAGUUUACUAAACAGCAUGUGAAAGCGGCUGUGGCACAUUUAUCAGCCACCAUCACCCAGCUCAACUUCAGUGGCUACCGAAAGAACCUCCAGAAAACAGAUCUUCGUACCUUAAUUAGACGGUGCCCCAACCUUAUCCGCCUUGAUUUAAGUGACAAUGUCAUGAUAAAUCAAGACUGCUUUCCAGAUUUUUUUCAGCUCAACAACCUUCAACACCUCUCGCUUAGCCGGUGCUAUGAUAUAAUGCCCCAGAGUCUACUUGGACUUGGACAAAUCGCCACACUAAAAACACUACAAGUUUAUGGAAUCGUGCCAGAAAAUACCCUGCAGGUAUUGAAAGACUCCCUUCCCCAUCUGCAGAUUAAUUGUGCCUAUUUUACCACCAUUGCAAGGCCAACUAUCGACAACAAGAAGAGCCCAGAGAUUUGGGGUAUCAAAUGCCGACUGACUCUGCAAAAAGCACUGGUCUUUCCCAACAGUGGUUUGAAACUGUCCAGGAUGUUACUGGAUCUAAAUGUCCUUAGGUCCACCUGGGAGCUAUUUUGCCAACAUGUCGCAGUAAUCUGUAUUUUUGUAUGUUGA
Molecule: messenger RNA, 1272 nt
Organism: Microtus oregoni (creeping vole)
Lineage: Eukaryota; Metazoa; Chordata; Mammalia; Rodentia; Cricetidae
Product: S-phase kinase-associated protein 2-like
Exons: 3
Coding region: 1-1272 (423 amino acids)
Molecular function (GO): protein binding
Source: RefSeq, a predicted model, not a curated record